This is a messenger RNA of Solea solea (common sole), 966 nucleotides long. It is a transcript of the gene sri, whose product is annotated as sorcin. The record is from RefSeq and is a predicted model, not a curated record. The transcript has 8 exons. Gene Ontology annotation, molecular function: calcium ion binding. NCBI's taxonomy places the organism in Eukaryota, Metazoa, Chordata, Actinopteri, Pleuronectiformes, Soleidae. Bases 209 to 718 code for a protein of 169 amino acids.
AGGACUUCCGUUUGUGGGCGUGAUUAGUCCCGCCCUGUUGCCUACGGCUCCCUGUCAACAUAUUUCCUCAGUGUCCUCUCCUCUCCUCCCGUUUGUCUCUCGUUUGUCUCUCGCCUGUCUCUCGCUUGUCUCGCGUUCAGCUGACUCUACUGCUCCACUUUCUGUCUCUCACUUCACACGGGAAACGACGCAGGAAUCCGGAGUCUCAAUGGCGCAAGAUCCUCUCUACGGAUAUUUCACAGCUGUGGCAGGACAGGACGGACAGAUCUCAGCAGACGAGCUGCAGCGCUGUCUCACACAGUCCGGCAUCGCUGGCUCAUAUCAGCCGUUCAGCCUGGAUACCUGUCGACUGAUGAUCACCAUGCUGGAUAGGGACAUGUCCGGCUCCAUGGGCUUUCAGGAGUUCAAGGAGCUGUGGCAGGCUCUGAACGGCUGGAAGAACACGUUUGCGUCCUACGACCGCGACCGCAGUGGAACCGUGGAGGCCCAGGAGCUGCAGCAAGCCCUCGUUACCAUGGGUUAUAAUCUGAGUCCUAACGCUUUGAACGGCAUCAUUAGACGCUACAGCGUCAGCGGGAGAAUCCCCUUUGAUGAGUUUAUUGGCUGCAGUGUUCGACUCCGCUGUAUGACCGAUCAAUUCCAAAGGAGAGACACCAGCCGCAGUGGCCACGCCUCCUUUCAGUAUGAUGAUUUCAUCCAGGUCACGAUGAGCGUGUGAACGAGUGAAACAACGGGACCAGAUUAUUUCUACAUCUGUGUUUGUAAACGUCUCAGACACCAUUCCAUUUUUUUUUUAAUGUUAUGUACCAAGAGCAACCACAAGAGGGUGCGUGUGCUCCUGUGUUCUGCAGUAAGUAGUCGCCCUCAUUCAUUUAUGACCUUUAACCUCGACAGUAACCAUGUGAUGUAUGAAGUGCUGGCCAGGAUGUGAACACAUGAAGUGAAUAAACAGACGUGUAAACAGUG